UUCACAGGAAUAGCUGUGCAGAGUUAGGACAGUAGUAAUAUGAAACCAGUCUUGUUGGUUUUUCUUCAUGGCCCUGGAGGCUGAAAUCUGCAUUCCAGAUGAAACCUGCAGCAAAUCGGAAGAGAGCCUCUUUUUUUCCUGCUUUCUUCAGCUUCAAGGGCGCUCGCCCGCGUUCGCUCUGGCCGGACGGGAACUGGGGACUCUGCACAGGCUCCGGGAGGUAGCACUGGAAGCUUCAGAUUCCUUACUUCGGCUUUCCAUUUGACGUGUUUUGGUGAUUAUGGAUUUACAAAAGAUCUUUAUCAAAGUGGAAAGACUAUGCAAAAGAAUCCGUCAGGAGUUUUCUGCUGAAAAGGACUCACAGCUCGUGUACUGGGACAAGGAAGUAGUAAACUACAAAUGCGCCCAGUUCUGUUCGGGAGGCUUGUUUAUAUAGCUGCUCGGCGCUUUUCAGCACGUAGGAAGUUGUGUGCAGCCAGUAGGAUUGCAGGAGUCCCAGCAGUAACCAUUGGUCGAAUUUUAUACCGAGAUUAGUGCGCUGGCAUAUUUGCUGUGACAAAAAGCCCUUUGUGUAAAGGAACAAGUUACCGACGCUGCCGAGAACUUUUUUUACGGUGGGUCUUUUUGCUGCUCCUGAAGUAGAGUUUGGAGACCUGAGGGACACUUUGGCUACCGGCUGCAGCGCUGGACCCGGAAGGAGGGCAGAGUGACCUGGGGGAGGCUGGCUGCCCUCGCAGGGCAGGGGAGCGCUGCCUGUUGCAGUGCCUGGAGUGACUUCAGUCUGCUGUCUGAAUGCAUGUGGUAAAUAUUUCUUUAGCGGUUAGUAGCACUGCUGGAAGCAAACCUGUUCUGUACUUCACGCAACAUGGAAGAAGAAAAUGCAGUGCCUGAUUGUAGUGAGCUUUCAGACCUGGAGAAUACAGCAGAACGUGAACCUGAUCUUUUGACUACCUUUUCUGUGAAAACACUUUUUGGAUUUACAACUAAAUUUGAAUCUACAGCUUCCAAAGAAGAAACAGUGCUUAAAGCAUUUCAACCUUUGCACACCAAUAUAAAUACUCAUGUGAACACCUGGCAUGAGAGGAAUGAUAAUGGUUGUAAUGACGACUCAGAAAAUCAUCAUGGCAUGAAUGGUACCAGUGGCCAAGCUGACCCAAUGUCUGGCAGACAAACUGACCUGGAACUGGAAUUAGCUGAACAAAAUGAAUUACUUCUUCACCAUUUAAGGAUUGUACAGACUUCUUUGUCUGAAUCUGACAAUGAUGACAAGGAUGCUAUUCUCGUACAAGGUACUUUGGUUCAUACAACAAGUGAUACAGAAUCAGACACAGAGAGUAAGGACCUAGACACCGAUGAAAACAAUACAGGCGAAUCUGGGCUAAAUAAUGCUUCUUUGUCUGCCGAGGCUUUGGACGAUAACAAUCAAAAUAAGGAAGAGUCAGAAUCAGAAGGGCACAGCAACAGUGAUGACACUGUGGAUACAGAUGACAUUGAGUUACACCCACCACUUUCUAAGCGGCUCCCAAAAGAGCUGGAUGAUACUCUGGAGCAUGACUCCAAUGGAAAAGACAGAGUGUUAAUGGAUGAGCAGUUCGGUCGCUUGCUUGCUGCAGGGGAAUGCCCUCAAGAACUUCCAGAUGAAGAACAAAGACCUUUGGCUGAUAAUACAUUGCUCCAAAAAACAGCACUGGCUGAAAAGACUUUCCAGCUGCCAGCUUUCUUUAGUGGACUACGUGUGAGGAAAAAGGGACUAACCACAGAGGAUGGGGAAACUGUUACAGAAAUUAAACCAAGGGAGAAUGAUUUAGCUCUGCUAAAAUUACGACAGCCUGUUAAGAAAUCCAGUAUUACAUCAGGUUUGACCACUAAAAAAAAAUCAGCUGAACCUAAAGCAAGUCCUACUUUCCUGGAGCAACUCUCACACUUGUUAAACAUAGACGUCUCCAAGAAUGAAGACAGAACUGAGGACUCUGGUGAAGGAUCUGGGGACACCGAGGACAGUGAUGAAGCUCAAGAGAACAAAGGCUCUGGCAAAACAGAACCACGAUUUUCCUCUGAGGAAAUAAAAUCAAGCCCUGCUGAAUCUGCACUGGACGUCUUUAAAGCUUUAUUCACACGGCCUCCCAAAAAAGAAACAACUGCAGAUACUUCAGAGCUGGAAGCCAUAAAACGCAAAAUGAGAAAUGAAAAAGAGUCCUUGAAAGCUGUAUUUGAAAGGUCAAAAUCAAAACCUGGGGAUGGACCGUCAGACAAAUCUCCUGACCUGAGUCCCUCAGAGCAAGAUGACAAGACUCCAGGGAGACUCCAGACUGUCUGGCCACCGCCAAAAGCAAAGCACGAAGAAGUAAAAGUAGGAUUAAAGUACACAGAAGCAGCUCACCUAAAGCUUUACAAGGAGGGACCACCAGAGUACCAAGCUGCCAUUUUGCAUUUAAAGAGGGAACACAAAGAAGAAAUUGAAACAUUAAAGUCUCAGUUUGAACUCAGGGUAUUCCAUAUUCGUGGAGAACACGCUGUAUCAACUGCUCAGCUUGAGGAAACCAUUGCACAUCUGAAGAAUGAACUCGACAAUAAAUUAAACAGAAGAAACGAAAAAGCAAAGGAUAUCGGUGUUUCUACUGAAGAUGAUAACCCACCAAAGACAUACCGAAAUGUAUGUAUACAGACUGACAGAGAAACUUUCAUAAAGCCUAGUGAAGAAGAAAACAGAGCUGUGAAAAAUAACCAAAUAGUACCCAAAAAGCUUAAUAUUUCUUCUUUGUCACAUAGUAUUUCUGCCCAAAGUGAAAAUAAGGACAAUUACAAUGUACAGUCUUCAGAAAGUGUCUUAUCUUGUCAACCAAAACAAAUGCUGCCGCCUCCUCCACCACCACCACCACCACCUCCACCACCUCCUCCUCCUCUUCCUGAUUCUUUACUACCAGGUUUAGUUCCUCAACCACCACCUUUGCCAAUGGAUACAACUUCACUGACAUCUCAGUUUGGAUUUGGUCCACCACUGCCACCUCCACUUUCUGAAGGCUGUAGGAAUUUUCAAGCACCACCACCACCACCACCGCUUCCAGGGUUGGGACCUCCUGUUCCUCCUCCACUGCCUGGAUCUGGGUUACCUCCACCCCCUCCACCUCCUGGGCCUGGGUUCUUUUUUAAUAGCACUUUAUCUUCAAACCAAGGCCCUCGAAAACCUGCCAUUGAACCUAGCCGUCCCAUGAAGCCUUUGUAUUGGACACGGAUACAAUUACAAGGCAGCAGGAAAACUGCUAUGCCAACAUUAUGGGAAUCAUUAGAAGAACCUGAUAUACUUGAUACUACUGAGUUUGAAUAUUUAUUCUCCAAAGACACCACUCAGGAAAAACGAAAACCAUUAUCAGAGACUUACGAAAAAAAAAACAAGGCCAAAAAGAUUAUCAAAUUGUUGGAUGGAAAACGGUCUCAAACUGUAGGAAUUUUAAUAUCCAGUUUGCACCUGGAGAUGAAGGAUAUUCAACAAGCUAUACUGUGUGUUGAUGACUCCAUAGUAGAUCUGGAAACACUGGAAGCACUAUAUGAGAAUAGAGCACAAAAGGAUGAACUGGAGAAAAUCAAGCAAUAUUAUCAGACUUCAAAAGAGGAGGAACUGAAGCUUCUGGAUAAACCGGAACAAUUUUUAUAUGAGUUAUCUCAGAUCCCCAACUUCACAGAACGAGCUCAGUGUAUUAUCUUCCAGUCAGUUUUCUCCGAAGGGAUAACAUCAGUGCACCGGAAAGUUGAUAUCAUAACUCGUGUUUCCAAGGCUUUGCUGAACAUGACCAGUGUAAAGGAAAUUUUAGGUUUGAUUCUGGCUUUUGGAAAUUAUAUGAACGGUGGGAAUAGGACCCGAGGUCAAGCAGAUGGUUUUGGUUUGGAAAUACUCCCCAAACUAAAGGAUGUCAAAAGCAGAGAUAAUGGUAUUAAUCUUGUGGAUUAUGUCGUCAUAUAUUACCUACGCCAUUGUGACAAGGAAGCAGGAACAGACAAGAGUAUUUUUCCUUUACCAGAACCACAGGAUUUUUUCCAGGCCUCCCAAGUUAAGUUUGAAGACCUAAUAAAAGACUUAAGGAAACUGAAGAGAGAUCUAGAAGCCUCUGAAAAACAGAUGAAGUUAGUUUGCAGAGAGUCUUCUGAAGAGCAUCUCCAGCCCUUCAAGGAGAAAUUAGAGGAAUUCUUCCAGAAAGCUAAAGAAGAACGUAAAAAAGAAGAGAGCAGUUUGGAAAAUGCACAAAAAUGCUUUGAAGAAACAGUGGGAUACUUCGGGAUAAAGCCAAAGCCUGGCGAGAAGGAGAUCACACCAAACUACGUUUUCACGGUGUGGUACGAAUUCUGCAGUGACUUCAAGACCAUUUGGAAACGAGAGAGCAAAAGCAUUUCCAAGGAACGAAUUAAAGUGGCUCAGCAAUCAGUAAGCAAGUUAACUGCAGAGAAGAAAGUUGAAACGAAGAAAAUCAAUCCUACAGCUAGCCUGAAAGAAAGACUACGUCAAAAGGAAGCCAGUGUGACUGCCAACUGAAAGAAGAAAGAUGAAAAUGAUAGCGUGACUUCAGCCCUUGCACGAUGCUUUACUACAGCCAUGGCCCAGGGAGCACCUUAUAUUAGAUACCAAAUUGUGCUUUGCUGAUCUGUUCCAAGACAAUCCACUAAAGAUUUUUCAGUUCCUUCAGAGGGGUUUGUACAUUCAGUGGAGGGAAUUCUAAGAAGGUUUUCACAUGAGAAGUCAAAAUUAUUUUCUGUAACUCUUCCUUACAUUGCUUGAAAUGCAUCUGGUUAUUUAAUGGUUAUUUAAAGUACUCUGUGCAUAAUGCACUAAUAUGGAAGAGCUAAAAUGAGCAUUGUGGAUGCAGAGUUAAGUAAUGACUAACAACCUGUAGGUUAUUUACAGGGCUUUGUGUACAUGAGAGCAAAUAAGCCAUCCAGCUCGCAAAAGACGAUUAUAUCAUACUUUUCGUUACUUCAACAGUAACUGAGGUAAAAUUGACUGAUUCUAAAUAAUUUUACAGUGUCUAAGUAUUGGAUGCAUCUUUCUAAAACUGAUUACAUGUAAUUAUAGAUUUAUGCUGUAUUUUACUAUAAAUAUUUUUAUAGAAGCUUCAGCUUAUGCCAUACAUUGAAAUGGAAACAAUAUUUUGCACAUGAAAAGGAAUAGCUUCAAAUUCUUUAGUUUUAUGAUUGAUGGCAUAACUGAUUCAUUAUUUUUAUGGUUUUAACCUAACAUUUCCUAAAUUUUGAGCUUCAAAAGAAAAAUUAUAAAAAUGUAUAUUUUUAUUUCAGUAUAUAUUGAAAAUAUCAAUUCCAUAAAAUGAUGGUUUUAUUAGUCAUUAUUCAUUGAAAUAAAAUACAACAAUAUGUCUCCAUGAAGUUACACAUUUGCCAUUAAAUCUCUGGCUUUCAAUUUGUUUGAGAGCUUUCUUUUAAACAGUGAAUAUCUCACUCUAGAAUAUAUUAUGCAGCCUGCUCUUGUCCCCCUAUAUUUAUAUGAAGAAUAGAUCCAGCAUACAUACAUAUAUAUACAUAUAUAUAUAUAAUUUAAUAAGUAAAACUUGAGGAAUAAAUAAAAACCUUGCUCUCCUCCUGUAAUAUUAUAACCAUUGCCCAUAAAGUAGCAGAGCCUGAAAAAAAACCCCUACAGAAUAUCCACUGUUAUUUGAAGAUUCUUGCUGCAUUUUUAGGAUUUGGACUUUUAGAAGGAGACAUCUUGAAGCAGAAGUUAAUUUCAGGUAAAACAUAAAAGUCAUUUUUAAAUACAAGUAGGUAACAACCUAUAAAUAGGAAUGACAAAGUGGAGAAAAUGUGCUUCUGCUUGCUGUCCUUAAGAGAGAAAUCCCCUUCUUUAUGAUAAUGGUGUCUGAAGUUGGUUACGAAGAAAAAUUUGGUGAAGCAAAAAAAAUACAAAAAGGUAAUGGGGUAAUGGGGAGAAGGUAUUAGUCCUUUGCUUAGAAGCUGGAAAGAAUUUGCAUGAGACAGACAUGCAGCAAAUUAGAUAGAGAAACUGAUGAAACCUAAGGCAAAGUCAUCCUAAAAGUGUACACUUAUUAAAGAAAACAGCAGGUCUGAAGACACCCAUUCAUGAAGUGACGUGAACAUUUCAUAUAUUGCAGGUUUCUUAAAUUUCCACAUAAAUAAAAAUAAGGCAAUCAAGAUUCCCUUGUAUGUUUUGGAGUUUCUGGCUGCUGCAGAUAUACUCAGGAUGUGUAAGCAUAACUCUUAUGAAAACGGUCAAUAAUAUACCAGCAAAAAGGAUCUGAUUUGUUGUUUGGCUCUCCCCAUUGCAGAGAAAUAAAUUGCAAACAUUUAAGUUUUCUGUCUUCCAGCAAAUAGGAAAGUACAUUUGUUUCCAGUAUUAUUAGUGGUAAACAGCAGCGGCAAUAAUGCAUGUAAAAGCCAAAGAACAACAGCAAACAAGACAAUUCUGAUGAGUAUUUAAGCAAACAACCAUUGGGUUUUGAUAUGGUUUUCUAUCUAUCAUGAAGAUAGUGUAUAUUGCCAUUUGACUUGAUUGGAAAUUUUUCAAUGAAAUGUUUUACUUGAAAUAUUAAUCAACAAGAGUAGCACUGUUUGUGAAAAAGGAUUGGUUUUGAAAAUUCUCAUUAGAAAUAUAUUAUGGAAAAAAGUUUUUAAAUCGCUGAAAUAUCCUUUUCAAAUUUUCUAAAUGUGAAGUUUCAUUUUUCAGUUCAAAUUGACUUUUCAUUUUGAAAUGUUGAAAAAUGUAUAUAAAAAGGGAUUAAAAUUAAAAUUAUUGAUGUAAAGCAUUUCUUGAUCAGAUUUAUAAUUCUUUUUCCAGAUUACCAAUGUGCCAAAGUUUUGAGAAUUUAGGCUAUGUUUCAGAAGAUUCAAAAACUUAUAUAGCACAGAGACAUUUUUCUUCCCCAUCUUCAGUUGUACUGAUUUUCUUCUCAAGACAGAGAUUCUGAUUCAAGCUUCACCCAUGACUUAAAUCCUCUACUACUAGUUAAACUAUUUUUAAGUGAAAAAAAGAAUUCACCCAAACUAUCUGAUUCAUUCUCUUAAUCAAGACUUUAAGACUCUUGGAUGGAAUUCAUCAGCUAAGUAUCACGCUCACACUCAGUGAUACCCAGAAGUGUCUUCAGGCAGCGACUGAAGUGAUAAAGAUAUACCUGCAGACCUUAACUAAAAUGUUCUAUUAGAGAAGAGGUAUUAACAGAUAUUAUAUAUCUAUGUAAGCUGUUUAAUUAUGAAAUAUUUAGACACUACAGACAUUGCAAUUGGGCAUCAACUAGCAUUUGUCUUGGGGUCACCAAGUGUCACCAAAAGUUAUGUCUUAAGCUUACAUUAAGUUUGGUGCCUAACUUUACCCUGAGCUUUCUAGUUUGGGGGGAAUAAAAGGAGAGAAGGAGAAAAGAAAGAAAAUAAAAAGAUGGAAUGGAACAGAAGUCUCUGGUACAUGUCUACAUUGCUGUCAAGGAAGUAAAAGUAAAGAGUGGACUAAAUUAAGCCAAACACCAAUAGCUAGACAGCUAACAUUUUCCAGGCUAUAUAAUUUAAAAAUACCUCUACACUACAUAGAAGUCACUUCUGUGACCACAAAGUAGAUGCGGCUUAAGAGAUUUUUUUCUGGUUUUUUGUUUUGUUUUGUUUUCAACUCUUCUAUUAUUGCCAAGCUUCUCAAAGUCUGUAAAGGAAAGCACUAUUAAACCCAUAUGACUCAGUAGGUGCUUAUUACCCAGGAAAAUUAUAUACAUUACUGAUUUAUAAAUCGAAUUAUUAGGAAGAAUUCAGUUUAGAUGAGUAAGUAUCAAUAAUUUAUUAAGUGCUCUUUACUUUAUUUACAACAUUACCACUUACUGAUUCUAAAAUGAAAGACCUUUUAGCGUCUUUGAGAUAUUUUGACAAUAUAAAUUAUAUUUUCAUUAUGUUUUUAUUAAUCUACGAAAACUACCCAGGUGUUUUGCCAUGACUAACCCAUGUAAGUGUUUUAUCAUGUGCUUUAUUAUAGGGCUGUAAAUGUAUAGAUUGAAUAAUAUUAUACUUUUGUAUUUAACUUAGAAUUUUUCUGCAGCAAAAUAGAAACUGUAUUAUGUUCAGUUUCUGUACAUAUAGAAAAUUAGAGUAGAAUGGAUGGAAUAUUCAGAAAGCAGAGAGCAAAAUAAUUGAAUAUUUUAAGCAGUUCUAGGAAGGAUAAAGUUUAUAUAGGAUUUAAACCUUUCUGAAUCGCGGAGGAUAUUUCCUCCAACCAGAUACAGAGAGCCAGGGUAUCUCUGACCAGUCUAAUUUUUUUCUACAUGAAACAUGAAUAAAAUAUUUUGUUUUCCAUGUGACAUACAGGGUUCUUAUUGCCCUGAUUUUCCAGUAAAUUAUUAGCAAUUUCUUUCUUAAAUCUAAGUAUCUUUCCUAGCUGAUGAAUACGGAGCAGUGGAAGGCUGUGUAUUUUCUUAUUUAGUAAUACCAUUUCUUCAUUGCUUCAGGUCUAUAUUUUAAAAAUGGAUGCCUUAAUCUUGUGUGGGUGUGGAAUUUCAGAAACACUCAAACAAGUUAGAAAUAUUCAUCUUAUUAGAGCGUCGUUGUUUUUCUGAAAAUCCACCUCCUUAAUCUGUGUUUAGGAACCAGUCUAAGCUUCUAGUUUCAGAAAACCAUAUCCACCUAGUUUUUGCUUGUUCUCGGCCUUGUCUUGAUCUUGUUCAAUAUUGUUAUGGAUCUUGCUCUUCCUUUUCUGUUUUUUUUGUUUUUUUUUCUUUUUUUAAGGGUUUUUUUAAUGCCUUUAGAAUUUAUUAAUGCCAGUUAGUGAAUUUCAGGGUUUGUAGUCUGGAGAGUUCUCUUUGGCAUUCUUCUUUUUAAGAUAAGCCUGUGUAUUUGCAUAUAAAUGUAAAGAGAAUAAAAAAGUUAAAAGGUAACUUGAUUAUAGUCAAGAAGUUGCUUCAAAGAGAGAAAAUACUAGGAACUAAAUGGUUCCUUGUGCCAGCAAGGAAAAAUAUAACAAAACCAAUAUAAAAAUUAAAACCAGAAAAAUUAAAAUUAGAAAUAAAUUCCAAACUAUUAGUAACGAGGCUAGUUAACCACGGGAAGAAGUUAGCAAAGAUAGUUGUAGUUUCUCCAUUUUCUGAUGCUUUCAAAUCAGGAUGGAACAUCUUUCUGAAAGGUUUGUGUAGUCUAAUACAGCUUAUUGGACUCAGUUCAGAUGUACCCAAGUGGCAUGCCGUAUCCAUUGACUCACCAGUUCAAACAGUUCCUCUAGACAGAAAAAUGUAAGAAUAAGUAUGUCAAAAGACCUAAUAAAAUAUUUUUUUCUCGGCUGUAAUGAAAUAUUCUUAUCCAAGCUAGAAGAGUUCUGUGUCGUGAUUUUAAAUUUAAAAUAUCCCAAAUAGCAUGUUGUAGAGCAACAGAAUGCAGGAAACCAUUGUCAAAUUAUGAACAUUUGUAUUUCAAAUGAUUAAUUAAUUAGUAUCUGUCUGAUACAUCUUGUGCUAUUUACAAUAUGGCAAAUGUAUGUACUUAUGAAUUCAACACUGUUUUAGAGAUUUCCAAUCUAGGUCUGAGAAAACUGGCAUUUUGGAUUGCACAAUGUGAAAUCCCAGAAUCACAGAAACCCUGGUUCCUUAGUAUUUGUCAAAGGUUUGAGCAUAUGCAAGGGAGUCUACUUUGGGUACAGCUAAUGUGAUGCAAAAUUUAAAUAACGGUCUCUCUUUUAGUGAAUUAUUAGAUAUGACCUGUUCAUAUCAUUAGCAAAUAUUUCCACUGCUCAAUAGGGUUUGAACCAUAACAAUUUUAUGCAAUUGUUUGAGAGAUGAAAAGUUCAAAAGUUGUGCAAGCAAAAUUGGUAGAACUCUUAAAAAAUACUAGGGUUUGCAAGUCUUUUUUCUCAAAAUGCCUGCAAGAACUUUUCUUUCGUUCUUUCUUUGUUCAUUUUUUUUUAAUUUUUUCAUUUAAAAAAAUCUUCUUAGAAGCAUUACUAAAAUGGAUGUUGGGUUUUUUUCCACUUGUUGAAAAUGUGGUACACCUAAACUCUGUAAUAUUUUCAGUAAAUUUGGCAAGCUUCAACUGGCUUUAAAUGAUUUUGAUUUGAUACCUCAUAGAAUUCAAGCUUUUAAAUUAGGGCUUCUUUGUAAAAUGUAAGCACGGGGUAUAAGAGAACAUUUGUUUUAAGAAGCAAUGAAGUAAAAAUGCUGAACUGAUAGACCCAGAAUGCACCACCUUCCUGAGAAGACAUUAUCAAGUAGCAUAAGCUUUCCCAUAAGGUAGAAGAGCAUUGUGUUUCCUGUGCUUUGUUUCUGAUGGAUGUCGUCUUAGAGUAAACUAAAGGUAGCGAUUUAAUUUUUUUCAUUAGAUAUUUCUGGUUAAUUUCAUUUUGUACUUUGUCACUUCACUUUCAUCUUCAAUAAUCUAAUAUUGAGGUAAUACGAAGCCUUUUUACAGAGGCUGAUAGUGUAAGUGCUUAUAUAUGCAAGUAGUUUUAUUUAUGUAAGUAUUCCUGUGGCCGACACAGUAAAAAAUAUCCAUAGAGAACAUUUGGGAGUCAUGGGACUGAAUAAAAUCUCUUUUAGAAUCCUGUUGUAAAAAUUAUCCUGAACUAUCCCAGUAUGAGACAUGGAUUUCUUUUCUGCGGUAGAAUCUGCCUCAAAAGGUUUUGAAGCUCUGGGAGCUUUUGGAGGAUGGGGCUGUUGGCAUGGCAUCUUUGCUCUAGCCAUCAGUUCCUGAAUGUAUGGCUUCUCUGGAGUUACACUGCAGUUGAAUUCCCUGAUCAAGAUUGCCCCGGAACUCCUGGAAGGGAGACUGGAAAAUGCCAUCAAUGGCCAUACAUUUUCAAAAGGGAAAGAGUUCAUAAUUAUAUUUCCAGAUUAAAGUAAAAACUAGCAGACGCUUCCAAAAUAGCAGAAUAUUUUAUAGUUGUAUGUAUCCUUUAAUUAGUUUCUAUAGGUUUCAGAAAUUUUGCAUUCAUUUGUUAACUUCAUUCUGUGCCUAUGUUCUUGUAUUUAUUGCUCAUAUUGUUAUUUAAUAUUAGUAGAAUCACUUACAUAUUCUUACCCCUUUAUUGUGCUGAGACCACUAAAAUGUUGACUACAAAAGCUGUUGAAAGAGAGAUCCUUUAACAGAGUCCUGACAGGCAGUUGUGUUUCAGGUUUCCCAAUGUUGUCCUGCCAGGAUCCUUCAUAUUUUCCUAGAGGUAAGAAGAGUUUAGCUGCCAUCUGAGUUCUCAGCCUUUCCAAAUCAUAAACUAGUACUUGUAGCCGAGGGCCAAAUGAUGGGGCCAAAUUCUAUUAUCACUGAUAACUAUUGGCUUCACUGCAAUUAGAAGUUAAAUGGGGCACAAAAUAAUUCUAAAGAUGGCAAGUGAGGUGUUUUCAUGAUACCCAUUAAACUGUAAUGCAUUUGAUAAGCUCAAAGUCCUAAAAAGUACUGACACAGCCUGAGAUUCAUGUACUAUAUUGACUCUGACACACAGCAUCCUUAUAGGUUAAGCUCAAGUGACUUUAGAAAGAGGAGCUGUAAUAUCCAUUCAGUGGUCAAUAGUGUUUUUUUGAAUCUGCAACAAGAUUAUUUUUGUCAAUCUGUGAAUUACAUAUUAGAAAAAAUUAACUGGUACAUUUUCUCUCUGACUUCUCCCAGAGGGACCAAGCUUGUACUUCGGUAUUUUUAUUUUCUCAUUUGGCAUGCUGUAAAUACAUUCCAUUGUAGUUGGAUGAAUGCUCAUCCUGAGUAACUAUGCACAGAUAAUAUGUUAUAGAAACUGCAGAAACAGUGUAGAGAACAAAGAAUAUAGCACUAUUUCUUACUGCUUGAAGCAUCUAUAGUCAGCAAAUGAACAUAUAUAUUGUAUAGCACCUGAUUCUUAUUUCUUAUUUGUAAAGUAGUUUAAGGAAUGUAUUGCCAUUAGCAGCUAACCACUAUAAACCGGAUGAAAGCCAUGUUGUUCUUCUUAUACUCCUUAUAUUUUUCUCUGUAUUAGAAUGAGUUUUUGUGGUGUGGGCAUCUUCUAGAUUUUAAGGGGAAAUACACCAUUUUGUAAUGAAUCAAAAUGGAACAAGAUCACAGUUCUAUUCUAUACUUUCGUAUCUGACAGGAAGGUGAAGGAAUAAAACUGCUUUCAUUCCACAUAAAACCAAUACAUUUUUCUGAUUCCUUUUCAUUCUGUUAUUCAUUUUGUGUUACACUCCAGUGUGUUUUAGGAGGGCUGUAAAGAAAUUAGAAGGUCCAGCUAUGAAUCUCAUUCCUUGAAGAUUCCCUGUAAUGUUCAAAUCCAGCAAACUGGCAUGGGGAACUCCUCCCCCAUCACUGUUUUUCCUCAGCAAUUCACAGAAUUCCCCACUCUCCUCCUUUUGUUAAAAAUAAAGUCACGUGGUUACCAAACUGAUUGCUAGAAGUCCAAGAAAAGCUCAGCUAUUGGGUGAGGAGAGGUCAAUUAACUUCCAAACCACAGUAAAGUGUGGCGUUACUGAGCACAAAUUGGACCUCAGUAAUUCACCUCAGUCGAACACAGCUCAGUUUCAAAGAGUUAGACAAUCAAUACAGUGUUUUUGUGCAUCUCUGUUACUUCUCAUUUUACAUCAAGAAAGCCAGUCUCUCUGAGUAGGAGGCAGAACUUGUGCAUUUAGUGCCGUAAUCGACUUCUGCUUAAUUCCAGACCAGAAGUAUGUGUGAUAUGGGAGAUGUAUCUGUGUGUUUUGGUAUUACAUGUUACACAUAUUUUCCAUCACUUAUCCAGGGGCCAAGUAAAGAGGCUCAGUAAUCUACCUAAAAUUAAAAUGUUGGUAAAAAAUGCCAUUGCAACAAUAUAAAGCUCACUGUUUCAUUCUUGUGGAUUUUCAUUUGAAGAAGUCCAUCGUCAUGUAACUGCCUAUUUAAGUGUUUUGGUUUGUUUGUUUUAAUUAAAAGAUGAUAUUCUGUCAGAUAAUCAAGCCAGCUUGUCUUGGACAAACUUCUAUGGGGGCUUGAGUGCUGGUCAAGUGAAAUAAUCUGUGCGCGUGUUCAACCAGUCAACUUGUAGCUACGGUAGCCUGAACAACACCGUUUCAUCUCCAUAUAGCUCAGAAAAAGGAGAGACUUGAGAAGGAAACGUAAUGGUUUUUCAGGUGUCAAGUUCAGAAAAGCUAUGUCAAAUGAAACGCAUUCUUGUCCUAUUGUAUUGGUUUUGAAACGUCAGUGAUGCCUCUUGCAAAGGAAGAGAAGGCUCAUGCUCCGUGUCAGAUGGGAUUGGAUAAGGACUUCUCAAAAAGAGUUGGUAAAGGCACUGUUUCUUGUAGGAACUCUCAGCAAAGCUGUGAAUGCCCAGCUGAUGGAUGGCAAUAUGUUGCUCAGGAGAAACAGAAUUAUUUUUAUAGUGUUUUGAAAGUACAUAUUUAUUAUAAUGACACUUUGUUUCUCCGGUAUAUCACCCUCAGGGAAAAAAGCUGCCCCUGUCAUUGUACUCAGCUCUUACUCUCUGAAGUACAAAGCUAAAAGCUUCACCGUAUUCAGGAAUUAUAGGAAGCAAAAAUGGAGAAAUAUUAUUUUGGGAAGAAUCAGAGUUGGCCUCUGGAAAGUGUUUUUGGUAGGAUUAUAGCAUGAUUUUCAACUUUCAUUUAGUUAUUUUGAAAUUUAUGUUUUCCUUUCCAAUCAUUUUGAGUUGAAUAGUUGCACUGUUGAACAUUAUUGUUGUUGGUACUCUUCCCUCUCUUCUCUCCAUGUGACUCAAAACCAUCAAAAUACGGGCCUCUCUGGCUGGUUAACUUCUCUUUGAAGAUGUAGCAAAAUGGCAAAUUCUCUCGCAAUGCUAUUAAUAUUCUCUGUGUACCUAGCACGUUUCACAGACAUAACAGGGUUUAAGUCUCUCAUGUCCAUAUGGGAUUUGCUUUAAUAAAAUCAUAGUUUUGCUUGAAUGUUAACACAUACACUCAGCAGUUAUAUAUUUUCUGUCAUUUGAAUUGAGCUUAACUUUGCAUUUUUCAUUCCGCAAAAUAUACAGCAAAAAUAAUGGAAUAUUAAUUUGGGUUAGUGUUUUUUUGUUUCUCAGGAAUCAAAGUCCUUUGGGUAGUUCUUGACUAAAUAUGUUAUAAAUGUCUUAAAAGAAUAUGCUAAAUAAAUUCAGGUGCUUUUUUCUCCCCUUCAUAUUGCAACUGUGUGUGUGUGUAUGUGUGUGUGUUUCUACUACGUACCUGAAACUUUAAUUUUCUCGAAAACAAGGUGUGCACAUGAUUAGCUUUGUAAAAGUUAUUGUAGUGGAAUGGAGUAUUUAUUUUUAAACUAAAUUCUUAAGGAACCAUUGACUGUAAAUAAAAGACUAUA
Messenger RNA from Chroicocephalus ridibundus (black-headed gull), 14226 nucleotides. It is a transcript of the gene FMN1, whose product is annotated as formin 1. The transcript has 18 exons. Gene Ontology annotation, cellular component: nucleus; actin filament; cytoplasm. Gene Ontology annotation, biological process: actin nucleation. The record is from RefSeq and is a predicted model, not a curated record. Bases 866 to 4525 code for a protein of 1219 amino acids. Gene Ontology annotation, molecular function: microtubule binding. Lineage: Eukaryota; Metazoa; Chordata; Aves; Charadriiformes; Laridae.